Molecule: messenger RNA, 1038 nt
Organism: Aspergillus welwitschiae
Lineage: Eukaryota; Fungi; Ascomycota; Eurotiomycetes; Eurotiales; Aspergillaceae
Product: 40S ribosomal protein eS27
Exons: 3
Coding region: 120-368 (82 amino acids)
Biological process (GO): ribosomal small subunit assembly; translation
Cellular component (GO): ribosome; cytosolic small ribosomal subunit
Molecular function (GO): structural constituent of ribosome; RNA binding
Source: RefSeq, a predicted model, not a curated record
AUUCCCUUCAGCGCUCGCCAUCUCCACGAGACCACCUUUUUGCUUUCACCCUCAAGCAGGCCAUCUCCAUCAGCGCUACAUUCAACUCCCUUCGCUGAUCGACUUUUUGUCUCGUCAAGAUGGUUCUCGCGGUCGACCUCCUCAACCCCGCGCCUCAGGCUGAGGCCCGCAAGCACAAGCUCAAGACCCUUGUGCCUGCUCCCCGCUCCUUCUUCAUGGACGUCAAGUGCCCCGGCUGCUUCACCAUCACCACCGUCUUCUCCCACGCCCAGACCGUUGUCGUCUGCGCUGGUUGCUCGACCGUUCUGUGCCAGCCCACCGGUGGUAAGGCCCGUCUUACUGAGGGCUGCUCUUUCCGCCGCAAGUAAACGUCUCGACCCAACCGUGCCGGAGCGAUUAUGAAAGCAAUGUGGCGUUCUUCAAUGAUGAUGGAUUAAUAUAUCUCGUUUUUCUGAGGAAACAGAUUCAGAUAGAAGAUGGAAUCCUCGCCCCUUGCGAGAAAGCCCUGCGGAACCACACAGACAAGGGAAAUGAAAAAAAUUUUUGACCAGGCACAGAACCUCGUUUUUGAUACACCUUUUCAAAAAAAGCGUUUACUACUUUUUAUCUUCCUACAUCUCUGCGCAGGGGAGUUCCGGAUAUCUGGCACAUGAUCGGUCCAUACUACCAAAAACUACUCUUGCCUUAUAUCUUGCUCUUGAGUUUUUCGCUUGAUGAUUUUUACUAUUCGCCAACUUGUGUUCCUUGUACCUACGACGGAUGUACCUCGAACAGGGGCACGAUGGGGAAGAAUCAUACAACGCCACCAGUCACGUCUGCACAUGCGCUUCUGCCGGUUGCCGCAGGAAUUCGGAUAUUGCGGAAGGAGGAAAAACAGAUUUCAUCGUGGAAGAUGAAUGAUGGCGGCUCCGGUAUUGUGCGCAGCGGCGUGACUGGCUGCAGGGGCCGGUUACUAGGUCUGAGAGGACGGUGCCGGCCCUGCAGAGUUGUGAUACCCUCGUGCGGUAGCAAUCGUAUGUUUUAUUUGGUCAGUAUGGA